Rhagoletis pomonella (apple maggot) is the source of this 635-nucleotide messenger RNA. RefSeq lists its product as uncharacterized. Lineage: Eukaryota; Metazoa; Arthropoda; Insecta; Diptera; Tephritidae. The transcript is spliced from 2 exons. The coding region runs from base 272 to 577 and encodes 101 amino acids. The record is from RefSeq and is a predicted model, not a curated record.
GUCUUCUAUAAGUCAUCCGCAACAUAAGUGUAAUCACGAAGAGAACAGAUUUAAAGUGUGCGCGCCUUGUGGGAGAAAGAUUAAAUUCGGAUCGUCAAAACCUUCAGAAUUUAAUAUAACCGGAAAAUUGGAGUGUCUUAUUAAAAAAUACGUUAGUGAAAAUUUUAGAUUGACCAAUUCGAAGUUCCCAUUAGGCAUUUGUGGUACAUGUCGUAGGGUUCUCUGUGACCGAGAUAAGGAUAUACCAAAUGCAACGCGGCCUCUUCCAAACAUGCCUAACUAUGAAGAUUCGACAAAAGAAACAAGAACAACUUCAUGCUCUUGUUAUAUCUGGCUCACUGCUCGGGCAACCAGCCAUCCAAAAGUUAUACAAGGGAGAGCACAUACCUUAAAUGUAUUGAGUGAAAAAAACUCCACCAAUGGGUUGACUGCUUUGUCAGUUGGGUCAGAAUUAAAAAAUCAUGCAACGACAGCUUCGGAAUGUGGUCGGAGCAAGCUGGAGAAUCCAUUCAUGGCGUAUUUUGAAGAUUUUGGCUCAAUUAUAAAGUUAAUUCGAUUGACGACCCUAAAUAUAUAAUCAAUUAAAAAAAAAACUGUCGUUGAAUUUUCAUCAAAACACAUAUGAAUUUAUAUAA